UACACUAUCUUUCAAAUUAUUCCACUGAUUUAUACUUCGUAUAUCCUUUUGUGGUACAUCAGCCAUUUGACUUGGUUGCCUGAGUGCACUAUCCAGUUCUUCCCAAAGAGAGAGUGAGAAAGAUGGAGUCUGACAAUGGAGCUUUCAUGGAGAAGUUCACACUACCUCCAUCUUCUUCUUCUGGGGACCUUCCUUUAUCUGGUUACACUUUUGCUGUCAAAGAUAUAUUUGAUAUGGAAGGGUUAGUAACUGGGUUUGGGAAUCCUGAUUGGGCAAGAACGCAUACAAAAGCCAAUUCCACUGCUCCUGCAGUUUUGGCUCUUUUAAAGGCUGGUGCUACUUGUGUUGGUAAAACAAUCAUGGAUGAAAUGGCUUACAGCAUAAAUGGAGAAAACAUACAUUAUGGUACCCCUAAGAACCCAUGUGCAGCAGAUCGUAUUCCUGGAGGAUCUUCUAGUGGUUCUGCUGUUGCAGUUGGUACAAACAUCGUAGAUCUUUCUUUGGGUACUGACACUGGAGGAAGUGUAAGAGUCCCAGCAGCAUUCUGUAAAAUAUAUGGGAUUCGGCCUUCACAUGGGGUUGUCUCUGUUGAUGGUGUUGUUCCUAUGGCACAGAGUUUUGAUACAGUCGGAUGGUUUGCAAGGGAUCCAUCAAUCUUGAAGAAAGUAGGAAAUGUGUUACUUCCUCCCCUUGAUCCACAUCUUGUGAGCCCUAGUCCAAUUAUAAUCGCUGAAGAUUGCUUCAAGCUUCUAAACAUCCCAAUUGAUAGAGUAAAACAAGUUCUAGUGAAGUCCGUGGAGAAAGUCUUUGGAGGUCAGGUUUUGAAAUAUAUGGACCUAGGGGACUAUGUAGAGGAAAAUGUUUCUAGUCUGAAGCAUUUCAUGGGCCAAGGUGGUGAUACAAAAGAAUACAGCAUACCAUCUUUGGUUUCCCUUUCAAGUGCCAUGCGAAUACUACAAAGGCAUGAGUUUAAGAUUAAUCAUGGUGAAUGGGUCUCUUCCAUUAAACCUAAUUUGGGGCCAGGACUAAAGGAGCGAAUUUGGGAAGCCGUGUUCUCUAAUAAUGACAACAUUGACAUUUGCCACUCUAUCAAGACUGAAUUGCGAAUGGCACUUACUUCCCUCCUGGGGAAUGCUGGUAUCCUUGCAAUCCCAACUGUUCCUGGUCCACCACCAAAAUUGCAGACUCCGCCAUCUACAUUAGAAACUUUCCGAGCUAGAGCUUUUAGCUUACUCUCCAUUGCUGGAGUAUCUGGAUUUUGUCAGGUAAGUAUACCAUUAGGAUUGUAUGACGGUCUUCCUGUGUCUGUAUCUCUGUUGGCUAAACACGGUUCAGAUAUGUUCCUACUCAAUCUUGUGGAGACUCUGUGUGAAACUCUGAAGGAACAUGUCGAUGCUACUGUAAAUUCGAACCUGUGAAUCCUAGUUUAAUUUGGGAAUUGGGAUAUAUAAUGUCCUUUUCUCAACAUCUUCAUUGUACAUCAUGAUCAGUCUUCGCCAAAAUGUAUCUGAAAUGGCUAAUAAUGAACUCUUUAGAGGGUAUUGAUUCCAUUGUCUGAACUAGAGUUGGCAAUUCCAUUGAAUGCCUUAUUUUCGUGAUUAUUUCUCAAAUCGUACUCAAAAUUAACAUAAAUAACUAUGUAUUUCUUUGUAUCAUUAAUGGAUUGAUUAUGUGUGGUCUGAGUAGGUUUA
Molecule: messenger RNA, 1691 nt
Organism: Chenopodium quinoa (quinoa)
Lineage: Eukaryota; Viridiplantae; Streptophyta; Magnoliopsida; Caryophyllales; Amaranthaceae
Product: amidase 1-like
Exons: 9
Coding region: 123-1418 (431 amino acids)
Source: RefSeq, a predicted model, not a curated record